CGCGUAAGUUAGUAGUCUUGGUAGCGGAAAUAGGAACCCUACAAGCUCAAUAAGUGUGACAGAAGAACAACGCUUCUCCCAGGAGGUCAUAGUAUUACAACAACAUUAUGCGUAGAAGUUAUACUUCUACAAUAUAUUUUUUUGUAGUGAUGUGGUGAGGUACCCGCAUUCCGUACAUCAACACCUAGUCCUUCUUCACUGCAUUCGAUUUGGAAGGUUAGAAAAAUUGGUGAUUUCAAGAAAAGAUGAUUCGGACCAUCGCCAGUCUCUUGUGCCGAUUGUGCGGGCGCCUCUGGUCUCUGUGGGUGCGACUAGUUCUCAAAAAUCAACUAGUCACAGGUGUGCUGAUCUUCUUUACCGCGCUCUGCGUUUUUUCGGUCGCCGCACUAUUGCUCUUCUGGUUCGGCUACGUAGUUCUUGUCCCCGGAGAUCUGGUGCUACCACUCCACCUAGAGUAUUUUCGGCGCAGUCCCCGACCCGAGGAUGCCAUUGCGUGUGCGCGGUUCGGCCUGCUCGAUAGGGAAGAAGCCUUUGUCGGCGAUGCGUGGAUCGCCGACAGUUCGGCACUCAGGGAGCAGGCUGUCUCGCGUGGAGCUGUGCCAGAUCCACGGCCGCACCUGCACGGCGCUGCUACAAGUGGGCCGACUGCCUCCUACACAACGACUUCGGAGACAGUCAUACCAGGGCCCACUCCUGGUGCCAAUGGCGCCAGAAAAACAGCCGCAACGUCACACACAAAAGCUGCUAGUGACAAGGACAGUGGUGGACACGCGAGACAAUCAGUCAGUGGCGAAGAUGGUUAUCGAGACUCUACUUCAAUGCCGUCGGCUGCAUCCUUGAUGUCCUUUUUCUUUUCACCUGGAGGAGGAGGCGGCGCAGGAUCUGGUAGUUCUACAGGCUCAUCUCAUAGCGCGUUUCCUCGCAUGCCUCAGGCCAUUUCUACUGCGCAAGUGGCCACCGCAGAAGAGGAUUUCUACGAACAGGGGUUUGAGAGAUCUGUCUUUUCGACGAGCAGGAGUAGUUUUCUCCGUUUUUCUGGACGCACUUUAACAAAAGCGAAGAGCAUCUUUCGCUUGCGUCUCGCCGGCAAGCUGCCCUCAUUACCGUCUGUUCGUAGAUGGAACGAAAACCUGGGCCCCGUUUCCGCGAUCCUUAGUGUGCAACGAAACAACGAAGAUGUUACUCAAGAGCAAGAGGGUGCCGGAAUUAUAGACGAAAGCGAUGGGAGCUGUCGUAAUGGAUCUGCCGACACCACCCCUUCGUCUGGCGAUGAGCAUGCCGAUGAUUCUGUCGGCUCUGGUGCUGUAAUAAUCGACGAUCUGAGUUCGCAAGUAACACAGGAAGCUGGUGCUGUCACUGGCAUCGUCAUAGACGCGGAAGGAAACAUGGACAAGGCCGACCGUAGCGACUCAUCUACAAAUCAGAAAUGCAAUUGGCGGAAAACACGGGAGCCUCCAUCGGGAUCUCCAAAGAAAACGACUUCGCCUAUGCCAGAAGUUCUCUAUCAGCUUGUUAGCCGUCGUUCCUUUUUCGUCCCGGCCGUAUCCGAGUAUUCGUUUCUCGAAGAAACUUUUCUGAAACCCAUACAGCGACUUGUAACUCGCCUGCUUCACGUCGAAGCAGAUGCCUUUUGGGAUAGCGAUUUCCACGUCACUCUAGCGGACAAUCUUUCAGUCAGAACGGUAUUCCACCCUUGUAUGAAACUAGUUCAAAAUUUUUUCUGUAUGUCGUGCGAUUGGUUGAUGUUCUCACAUCAUCGAGCACAUGAUGAAGAAAGGUCAAUUCGCAACGGUGGCUGAUCUGGUCCUCUUCUGUUUUGUUUGCUUUGUGUUUUCGUUCUUCUUCCAUUCGGAUAUUUUUCGACGACUAACAACCCCAAAGGUAUCUGCAGACGAGAGGCUCGAGCUUUGUUUGUCGCCGGGGGUAAUGAUUGACAACACUUUCUUGGUCGUAGAGCCGGAAUUGCAGGGCCUGAAGAAGUAUAUCCGAAGUUACCCAUACCUCUUCGCGUUCCUGGCUUUGAUUGGUGCUGUGCUUAUUGGAUUCGCGACCACGGUGUUUCUUUUUGUAGUAACCAGUAUGCUGGCCGUGGACGAGGAGGACAUGCCAGCAGAUCUUCCCGAGGAUGGAGCGGAGGUGAACGACGACGAGGGAGACGCGGGUGGGCGAGGCGGGAUGAACGGAAGCCCAUCGGUGGCUGAAAGUGACCGCUCUCCUGUACGUCAUUAUGGCGAUGCUGGACCCGUAUCGGACGCCUCAUCCUAUUCACAACGGCGCAGUGUGUCGCCAGGGUCAGAGUCAAGGCAUUUCCGGAGAAAAGACGAGGCGAGGAGCGCCGCUGCCACAGCAGUAAGAAGUAAUUUUAGACACGAAGACCAGGCCGGCGAAGAUGCAAGCAUUAGUAUAGGAUCACCAAAUACGAGUCCUCCGAAAAAUUUCACCUCUCUUCGAAGACGACGGGACGAGACAUCAGGCGACGGCGGCCUUGGCGAUCUCUGGGAUGAGCAUAGCGAGGCGCCGAGCUCUGCAGGAACGCCCCUUUCAUCAGGUACUCACUAUCGCUCUUUGAUUAAUACUAACUCAAUGCUGUCCAUGUGAGAACAGAAUAUAAUAGUGCAAAGUCAUCAUGUUGAUAGUACUUAGGUCAUCUCUACUGGUGGUUUUUGCAUCGGUCGCUUGGUAACGUCAUUCUGCAAGUCUUUCUAAUUAAACAUACUGCAUCUGCACGCAGGCACUUCCUGAACCCUGUUUACCUCUUUUUCCCAGAUGCGCGGCUACAUCGGCGGAAGACGCGGAGAGCAGGGAAAAGAACACGUAAAUGGAAAGAAGAACGGCGCAGCGAAGUUGCGGGCCCCAACGAGGACUGUGGCGACUCGCCGACUUCUCAACAAUGAACGAUUGGCGCAAUUAGACAAAAGCCCACCGGACCCCUGCGCAGAAAAUGCUCGCCGCGAAGAUGGCGGAGGGUCCACGAAAAUGCGCGCGCGACAAUAGAAACAAUCCCGAAUGAGCGCUUAGAUCAGCCUGUCGACAAAAUGCAUCUCUAUCGCGGUUUUUUCCCGUGUCAUCUGCUCACGGUUGUCGUUGUCCCAGCGAUUCCACGCACAAAAACACCAGUAAAUAAAUGUCGCCUGUGGUAUUUCCCUUCAAGUGUAGUUUGCGCAGCGUAUUCAUCCCCAGCAAGCCUGCGCUAGAAACUUCCCUUCCACACCAAGCCAACACUUGUAUGCGACUCAAUGGCUUUUCAAUCUCACCACAGAUAUUAGAAGCUAAGGGAUCUUGUGACUCCAUGCCAAAACUAAGGGGCCUCUCGAUUGUUUGGGCUACCUGAAAUCCCGCUGAAAAUAUAUGUGGUGAUCUUUAUCACGUGCACAGUCUGGUGCCUACCUGUCUACAUGAUUGAUCACGACUUGCACCGGUGUGGUAGUAUAGUGAGGAGGUGGCUUUUUCUUCUUGAGUGGAUGUCUUGAUGUCAUUAUUUGACCAUCUCCAUCUGCUUAUUUUUCGCCACAUGAGCUUUGCGACUCGAGCUGCAACGAUCGCGGCAGUUCCCACAUUCAUAGUGCGUUCAGCGCCUUUGCUCCACACGCAGAGCAGUUGUUCCACAGACAUCAAAGAACCAGCUUGAAGAUGCUCUUUUGUUCAUUUCGUCCUUUGUCUUGUUUUCUAGUCUUCUCUAUAUAUGUUCCAGGGCUCAGGGCUGAAGGCCCCCCCCGAUCUAACUUUUUGAGGGGGGGGCCUCCCAGCCCCGGCCCCUCUUUUCGAGGGGCUGCCGGGCGGGAAGGCCUCAAAGCGCCCACUUCUGACCCCUCCCCGCUUGUUGCAUGUACCCCACAGACCUGGCAAAGGUGGCAAAGGCUGGGCCCUCUUGUCGUGUUGCAUGUACCCAACAGACCUGGCAAAGGUGGCAAGGCCGGACCCCUCUGGCGUGUUGCGUGUGCCCAACCCUACAGACCUGGCAAAGGUGGCAAGGGUGGCCCCCUCGUCUGGCGUGUUGCAUGUGCCCAACCCUACAGACCGGGCAAAGGUGGCCAGGCUGGACCCCUCUGGCGUGGUCCACCGCAGAUCCAUCCACAGGGGGGGGGGCCUCCCUCCCUGGUACGUAUAUAAUAUUUUACAAAAAAACGCACCAAGAACACAGACCUUCACGU
Messenger RNA from Amoebophrya sp. A25, 4151 nucleotides. NCBI's taxonomy places the organism in Eukaryota, Dinophyceae, Syndiniales, Amoebophryaceae. The record is from the annotation of a GenBank genome assembly.